Messenger RNA from Theileria orientalis strain Shintoku, 801 nucleotides. RefSeq lists its product as uncharacterized. Gene Ontology annotation, molecular function: procollagen-proline 4-dioxygenase activity; iron ion binding; L-ascorbic acid binding. NCBI's taxonomy places the organism in Eukaryota, Apicomplexa, Aconoidasida, Piroplasmida, Theileriidae. Gene Ontology annotation, cellular component: endoplasmic reticulum. The transcript has 2 exons. Gene Ontology annotation, biological process: peptidyl-proline hydroxylation to 4-hydroxy-L-proline. The record is from RefSeq and is a predicted model, not a curated record. The coding region runs from base 1 to 801 and encodes 266 amino acids.
AUGUCUGAUGACACAAACGAUAAAUCGGAUAGCUUCACAGAAUUCAAAGAAACCAAGCUAGUGGAGUGUGACUGUACUUUCGAAUCCUUCGGGAAUGUGGACAAGGUGGUCACCGAGUCCGAGGAUGGCUACGACAUUAAGUGUGUACGGAGAAGUAGUCUGAUUAUCGAGGGUAAAAACUCAGAAAGACGACUGGAGAAGUUUUACAUAAGCAUCGACCCCUAUGUCUCUCUGAUUUUAAAUAUUCUUGAGGACGAGUGGAUAGAUCAUCUCAUCGCGGUCGACGGGAGCAGGUGGGUCAGCAGCCAGACCUCAAAAGGACUAACCGACUCUCACCCUGACACGUACACCACGACUGUGAGCAAGACUAGGAAAAGCCUCAGCGUUAUUUUCGAGCACUUCGAGGACGAGAUAAUCAGCAAGAUAGAGAGGCGAGUCGCACUGGUCGCCGGCAUUGACGUCAGUCACUUGGAAAAACUCGUAAUGGUCAAGUACGGCCCCGGCGAUUACUUCAAGCAGCACCACGACGGCGGAUUCCGAUCGCACACCAUCCUCCUUUAUCUUAACGGUACGUUCCUACCAGAUAUCCGAUCCUGCUUAGAUACUGACGGGGGAGAGACCGUAUUCCCUAGAAUUGGGAUAUCUAUCAAGCCCAUUGCCAACAGUGCGGUGUUCUGGGAAAACUUAACCAGCGAUGGCGAGAUGGACCACAGACUGAUCCAUGCUGGCACCACUCCGAAGAGUGGAAUAAAAUAUGUAGUAAAUUGCUUCUUCAACGUUGAGCCGGUCAGACUAAUGUGA